This is a messenger RNA of Raphanus sativus (radish), 589 nucleotides long. RefSeq names its product vacuolar protein-sorting-associated protein 37 homolog 1-like. The record is from RefSeq and is a predicted model, not a curated record. The transcript has 4 exons. Gene Ontology annotation, biological process: protein targeting to vacuole; ubiquitin-dependent protein catabolic process via the multivesicular body sorting pathway; protein targeting to membrane. Gene Ontology annotation, cellular component: ESCRT I complex. NCBI's taxonomy places the organism in Eukaryota, Viridiplantae, Streptophyta, Magnoliopsida, Brassicales, Brassicaceae. Bases 195 to 488 code for a protein of 97 amino acids.
UACUAUAUUGUUCAUCUCUCUCAAAUAGACUUGAGUUAUUUGAGCUGUGUGCCCUUAAAAUCAUCUUUAAAGUUUAUACUUUGACGUGGUUAGAACUGACUUGAUAUUGUUGAUUUGCUUUACAUCAAAGGGGAUCAAAAGACCAACAAGGGCAAUCACGUUCCUCUGGAAGUUUCUUCGCAGCAGCAGCAGCCAUGGUAAAUGUUUUACCAGGUGAAGCAGCUGGCAUUAUUACCUUCUUGAAAGACAAAAGAGUGGACGAGCUCAGGAAGCUUCUUUCUGACAAAGAUGCGCAUCAGCAGUUUCUUCUCUCUCUUGACCAGGUCAAAAUCCAGAGCAAUAACAAAGAUGAGCUCCGCAGAGAAACAUUGCAGCUAGCUAGAGAGAACUUAGAGAAGGAGCCACAGAUAACGGAGCUCAGAAACCAAGCGAGUUAUCAACAACCAAAAUUAUUUUUCGCAUUGAAACCAAACUAUGUUUUUCUUUAAUAAGACAAAAACAAAACUACACCAAAGUUUAAAUUCUCUGUAAUCUGAUAAAUGAAAUUACAACAGCAAAUCUUAGACAACAAAAAGCCAAAAGCCCCUUA